Radiomyces spectabilis is the source of this 1486-nucleotide messenger RNA. RefSeq lists its product as uncharacterized. Bases 82 to 1281 code for a protein of 399 amino acids. Gene Ontology annotation, cellular component: cytoplasm. The record is from RefSeq and is a predicted model, not a curated record. NCBI's taxonomy places the organism in Eukaryota, Fungi, Mucoromycota, Mucoromycetes, Mucorales, Radiomycetaceae. The transcript is spliced from 4 exons. Gene Ontology annotation, biological process: D-xylose metabolic process. Gene Ontology annotation, molecular function: NAD+ binding; UDP-glucuronate decarboxylase activity.
UUUUUUUUGGUUUUUUUGGGUGUGGUUCAUUUUCUUUUUUUUUAUUCUUCCUUGACGGCAUUUCUUCGACACGUCCUCAACAUGUCACAAACUGACGAGUCCACAGAGAUAACUGAAGGUGUGGCUUCUUUGAAAGUUCAAGGUGAAGAUGUUAAAGAAGUAGGCCACGCCGCAGUUGGGUCAAAAGUGGAACUGGAAUGGCUGCGCGAGCUCUACCUGCCCAAACAAUUAAGUGACCGAGAAGUGAACCAUGAAGACGGCACCAUUGUAUACAAGAAUAUACGAUCGUACCCACCUAUCCGUCGACUAAGACCGUCUGAGCGAAAGCGCAUUCUCGUUACUGGCGGUGCAGGAUUUGUGGGGUCCCACCUGGUCGAUCGUCUAAUGUGGAUGGGCCACGAAGUCAUUGUUCUGGACAAUUUUUUUACAGGAACCAAACGCAAUGUCGAACACUGGAUUGGUCAUCCUCAUUUUGAACUGGUGCGUCAUGACGUGGUGGACCCAUUUAUGAUCGAAGUAUCCCAGAUUUAUCACUUGGCUUGUCCUGCGUCUCCUCCUCAUUAUCAAUACAACCCGACCAAAACCGUGAAAACCAGUGUGAUGGGCACAAUCAAUAUGCUUGGUUUAGCCAAACGAACCAAAGCAAGGUUCUUAUUAACUUCCACAUCGGAGGUGUAUGGUGAUCCCGAGGAACAUCCUCAGAAAGAAACUUAUUGGGGUCAUGUGAAUCCCAUCGGACCAAGAGCUUGUUACGACGAAGGCAAACGUAUUGCUGAAACUCUAACGUACGCUUACAUGCGCCAGAACGAUGUGGACGUCCGUGUGGCACGAAUCUUCAAUACCUUUGGACCUCGCAUGUCGCCUGCUGAUGGACGAGUCGUUAGCAAUUUUAUCAUGCAAGCACUCAAGGGCGAAUCGCUGACAUUGUAUGGUGACGGCCAGCAAACGCGUUCAUUCCAGUACAUACACGAUCUUGUGGAUGGGUUGAUUUUGUUGAUGAAUAGGAAUUAUAUGGAACCUGUGAAUUUGGGCAAUCCUGAUGAGUACUCCAUCAAGGACUUUGCCGAUAUCAUUCGCGAAAAGGUCUUGACUCCUCCGUUGUCGGCCAGUAGUGUCGAUAUUAAAAUCUUGCCGGCGGCAAUGGAUGAUCCAAAGAAACGCAAACCCGAUAUUUCUCGAGCGAAAAAGUACAUUGGUUGGGAACCCCGAUUUUCGGUCAAACAAGGCUUGCAAGAAACGGUCGACUGGUUCAAAUUACAGAUGGCAGAAGGAUUGAUCUAACAAUGACUUUGAUGCGCCCAACUUUUUCUCCAUCUUACAGCACAUACACAAAAACCCAUUAUCCGCAUCUUUUGCAUCAGUUACACCUUUCCCCUUUUUUUCUUGUUCUUCGCUAUCUACUUUCCUUUUCCGUACCCCAUCCUAUUGAUCUGUGAUUCAUACAAAUCCAAAUGUGCACACGAAAUAUCUUGUUCUUUUUUCCCAU